AUGAGCCCCUCCUUCGCAACCCUUGUCCGCUGGGUGUCGCUCGCCCUCGCGCUGAGCCUCUGCCCAGCCACCCUGGGCCAGCAGAUUAUUGCCACCUACAACUUCGAGACCUGCAGCAACAGCUCCACGGCCACGAGUUUCAACGUCUACAACCAGGCAUCGUUCCUCACCGUGACCGGCCUCAGCCAGAGCACUCUCUCGGCCCUCUGUCGCCAGGCAGACUCGUCGUUCUGCGUCAGCCUGCCCACCACGGGCGCCAACCUCGGCCUCGCCUGCUACAACUCCGUUCCAGACCUCUCCAACUUUGCCAGCCAUCUCGAUCCCACCAAGGACAUCUUGGUGACGGCCUUGGUGAACGGAUCGACCACGCCCAGUGUCAACGGUCUGCUGACGGGCGCCCUCUCCGGUGUCUUGGUCGGCACCCCGAUCGGCAGCUGCAUGGCGUCGACCAGCGCCGGCACUACCGUCUACACCUCAACCUCGAUCAUGCAGAACAGCAGUGUCAGCGUCUUGGCCACAGGCACUUGCACAGACCAGACGUGCAGCAGUUGCAACUACCCCUCUGCAACCCUGGCUCCUUCUUCCAGCUUGAUUCCCUUCAACACCAUCCAGACGGGCUCUCUCAGCGGCAGCAAUGCUGUUACCGAUAGUGCUUUUGAGCUGCAUGUGGGCCACGGUGCUAACAUCUAUCAAACCGUCUUCAACGGCAACAUGACCCUCUCUCCCAGCGAUCUUCCCAUCCUGACCGUGGCACCCAGGCCGUCUUUCACUCUCCCGGCGAUCUACAUCGUGGCUUCCCAGUUCAUUACCCAGAACUGCAGCACCACCGCCAUUGCCGACCAAGUGAUCGCCUUCCGGGCGAGCUAUGGUGCCAGCCAGGGAUGGUUCCAAUCCCUCAGCGACUUCAACGACAAGUGCGACGACGGUGCCAACUACUGCCAGACGCUCAAUGGCGUGAGCUCCCAUAUCUCGUGCAUCACCGACCCGACACACAUUGACCUGGCUCUCAACCCCGCCCUGGAUUUGGUUACAUACACCCAAGCGCCCAACUGGAACACAUCCACGGCCAUCGACGUGCUCAACGGCAACGCCUUGCUGACCGUCACCAACAUCAACACUUGCUUCCAAAACAGCAUCCAGAACCCGCCCGUUUAUAACCAACUCUCGAUCUCCUACGACCAGACUGACCUGAUUAUGUCGACUUGCAGCGACAAUGCUUGCAUGAACUGCACCACAAACUACCUGCCUUUGUCGACCCAGAUGCAAAGCAAUGCCAAGAGUACCAUGCUCGGCUACAUUCAAAACAGCGUCGGGCUCUGGAAUGGCUACUUCCUCGCCGCCGUUACACAGCUUGGCUUGAACGACCCACUCUUCUACACCUACUUCCAGAACAGUCUUGCCUGGCAGAAUGUCUUUACGCUUUACCAGUGGGCUAUCAGGGGCGUUCUCCAGCAGCUGUCAAACGCAUAA
This is a messenger RNA of Polychytrium aggregatum, 1470 nucleotides long. RefSeq lists its product as uncharacterized. Lineage: Eukaryota; Fungi; Chytridiomycota; Chytridiomycetes; Polychytriales. Bases 1 to 1470 code for a protein of 489 amino acids. The transcript has a single exon. The record is from RefSeq and is a predicted model, not a curated record.